AUGAAUGACCUGCUGAAGGUCCCCCUGGUGCACGUCCUCACUCUGGCAGCCUUCAGCUUGGCCACAAUGCCCCUGAAAGCUCCCUUCAUCAGCACUCCUCUGGAAACUGUGGAUGUGCUGGUAGAGGACAUCGCCAAGUUUGUCUGCAUAGUGGAGUCGUACCCUGAGCCAGAGAUUACGUGGACACGCAACAGCAUUCCCAUCAGGCUGUUCGACACCCGGUACAGCAUACAGAGGAACGGGCAGCUCCUGACCAUUUUGAGCGUGGAGGACAGUGAUGAUGGGGUGUACUGCUGCACAGCGCAUAACGGGGUUGGAGCAGCCGCGCAGAGUUGUGGGGCUCUUCAAGUGAAAAUGCGACCCAAAAUAACGCGACCGCCCACAAAUGUGGAAAUAAUAGAAGGGUUAAAGGCUGUUCUUCCUUGCACUACAAUGGGGAAUCCAAAACCUUCUGUUUCAUGGAUCAAAGGAGAAACAGUUGUAAAGGAGAGUGCUCGUGUUGCUGUCCUUGAUUCAGGGAAUUUAAGGAUCCACAACGUUCAGAGAGAAGAUGCAGGACAAUAUCGAUGUGUAGCCAAGAACAGCCUGGGUACAGCCUAUUCAAAACCUGCAAUGGUGGUAGUGGAAGUUUUUGCCAGAAUUCUGAAGGCUCCUCAAUCUCAAAAUAUCACCUUUGGGUCUGUGGUGACACUGCGGUGUGCAGCGACCGGCCUUCCAGUCCCCACUGUCACCUGGCUGGAAAAUGGGAAAGCUGUUUCUGCAGGGUCUAUUGUAGAAAGUGUCAAGGACAGAGUGGUUGACUCCAGACUGCAGGUGUAUGUCACCCGACCUGGCCUGUUCACUUGCAUUGCCACGAACAAACACAGCAAAACUUUUGGAGCCGCAAAGGCCGCAGCAACCAUCAGUGUUUCAG
This is a messenger RNA of Pterocles gutturalis (yellow-throated sandgrouse), 913 nucleotides long. RefSeq names its product muscle, skeletal receptor tyrosine protein kinase-like. The transcript is spliced from 7 exons. Gene Ontology annotation, biological process: homophilic cell-cell adhesion; synapse organization. Lineage: Eukaryota; Metazoa; Chordata; Aves; Pterocliformes; Pteroclidae. Gene Ontology annotation, molecular function: axon guidance receptor activity. The record is from RefSeq and is a predicted model, not a curated record. Gene Ontology annotation, cellular component: axon; plasma membrane; neuronal cell body. The annotation marks the transcript as partial.